AUGCCGUCGGAGAGAUCAACCCACCUUCACACGGAACUACACGACCGCGUUUUAAUCGAAUACUAUGACACGCAGAACGCACCAAGUGUUCUUAGCCUUCGAGCGCUCGUCUCUGGCCUCGCUCUUAGUCAUGAUCGUUGCGCGAAUGAGACAGGACGAAAGAAAUGUCGCGGCGCGGCGGCGGUUGCGCGCACGCCGUUCAUUGAUGGGCAGGCGCCGUGGAGGGAUGAGGAGUGGGGGCGAGGAAUGCGGCCGCGGCGAGCAAUGACCGCGCCAGGGUCGCUUCCUUUACGAGAAGCGCGGGCCGUCGUACUACAGCCGAUUCCCCUGCGCCCGCUCCCCCAUGGUACAGCGUACUACAUGUACAUGGCUCUAGCGGCGGCGACGCGCGCGUUUCGAUCCGCAGUCCGUUAG
This is a messenger RNA of Pieris macdunnoughi, 414 nucleotides long. NCBI's taxonomy places the organism in Eukaryota, Metazoa, Arthropoda, Insecta, Lepidoptera, Pieridae. The record is from the annotation of a GenBank genome assembly.